This is a messenger RNA of Trichoderma asperellum CBS 433.97, 708 nucleotides long. RefSeq lists its product as uncharacterized. The record is from RefSeq and is a predicted model, not a curated record. NCBI's taxonomy places the organism in Eukaryota, Fungi, Ascomycota, Sordariomycetes, Hypocreales, Hypocreaceae.
AUGUCUGCCCGAUCUGACAACGCGGUCGUCAUCAUCGGCUCCGGUCCUGGAAUUGGCACCAACACAGCUGCCGUAUUUGCUGCCAAGAAAUUCAACAAAGUCGCUCUCGUUGCUAGGAAUCCUACCCAGCUUGAGAAAGAUGCAGCCUUUGUUACAAGCGCUUCUGAUGGCAAUGCCACUGUAAAAACUUAUUCAACCGACGUCCUCGAGCCUGCCAGAUUUACCACAACACUCGCCCAGAUUAGCAAGGAUCUCGGAGCGAUCGAGUUUGUCUUAUUCAACGCAGCCAUAGUCGCAGAAUCUAGCCAUAUGGAAGUCAGCGACGAUGAGCUCCUGCGUGACUUUAAGAUCUCUACCAUUGCCCUAAACAAUCUCUCCAAAUGGGUCUUCCCGCAGCUCAUGAGAUUAGCAUCUUCCGAUGCUGCAGCCAAGCCUACACUCGUUGUUACUAGCUCUCAUCUCCCCGAGGCCCCUGAGACCAACCUAGUCUCUUUGUCCAUGUCCAAAGCAGCUCAGAAAAAUUUCACUCGAUCUCUCCGUAUGGUGUAUGAGCCUAAAGGCGUUCACGUCGCUAUCUUAACCGUUGCUGGAUUUGUGAAAGAGACAAAUAAGUACCUGAAUCCCAAGAACAUCGCCGAGCAAGCUUGGAACCUGUACAGCCAGCCUAAGGAGAGUUGGACCGAAGAUAUCAGAAUCGAAGAGCCAUGA